AUGGGCCACCUGCUCUCGAAGGAGGCAAGGAGCCUGAGCCGGGACCGCCGCCGCCCGCGGGGGAAGGUGCCGCCGCCGCGCAGCCGGAGCUGCUUCCUGCGCGGGCCCUGCAUGCUCUGCUUCAUCGUGCACGGCGCCAGCCCACCCGCCCCGGAGCAGCCGUUGCCCGCCGGUGAACCUCUGCUGCUGCCGCCGCCGCCGCCCUACGUGUCGUUGACCGCCGCGGAGCAGCGCGUCGCCCGCCGCCUCCUGCGCCUGGCGCCCGCCGCCUGGGAACCUCCGGGCCGCUGCCAGCGCCUCUUCCUCUCCGGCCUGCUGCCCUCGCCGGUGCGGGGCCUCCUGGGACCACCCGGGGAGGUCUCCUCCGAGAUGGUGUGCAAGCGCAAGGGGGCCGGGCUGCCCGCCUGCUCGCCCUGCAAGCAGCCGCGCUGCGCCGCCGCCGACCCCGAACCCGGCGCCUGCCAGUGUCUGGCGGAGCCGCAGCUGCUCGCCCUGCCCGGCGCCGCGGAGGAGAGCGGCGGGGCCACCGCCGGGCAGAGCGGCGGGGGACAGCCCGCCUCGCCGCCGCCUUCCGCGCCCCAGGACGAGAAGGAGCAGGGCCGGGAGGAGGAGAACGAGCGGGGCGGCGAGGCGGGCUGCGAGGAGCCGCUGGAGUAUCCCGGCGACGGCUGUCGGGAGCUGCCGCCGCCGCCCACCCCGGACAUCAAUCAGCUGCCACCUUCCAUCCUCCUGAAGAUAUUUUCCAACUUGUCUCUGAAUGAGCGUUGCCUUUCAGUGUCAUUAGUCUGUAAAUAUUGGCGUGACCUCUGUUUAGAUUUUCAGUUUUGGAAGCAACUGGAUCUCAGUAGUCGUCAGCAGGUCACUGAUGAGCUGUUGGAAAAAAUAGCAUCAAGAAGUCAGAAUAUUACUGAAAUCAACAUUUCUGAUUGUCGCAAUGUAUCUGAUACAGGAGUAUGCAUAUUAGCAAUUAAAUGUCCUGGGCUUCUAAGGUAUACUGCCUACAGAUGUAAACAGCUUUCUGACGCCUCUAUUAUUGCAGUUGCCUCUCAGUGUCCUCUUCUACAGAAGGUGCACGUGGGCAAUCAAGACAGACUCACUGAUGAAGGCCUGAAGCAGCUCGGUUCAAAAUGCAGGGAAUUGAAAGACAUACAUUUUGGGCAAUGUUACAAGAUCUCAGAUGAAGGAAUGAUCAUUAUAGCUAAAGGCUGUCUGAAGCUGCAAAGAAUAUAUAUGCAAGAAAACAAAUUAGUGACAGAUCAGUCGGUGAAAGCUUUUGCUGAACAUUGCCCUGAGCUGCAGUAUGUUGGUUUCAUGGGCUGCUCUGUUACUUCAAAAGGAGUCAUUCACCUUACCAAUCUAAGAAAUCUUUUGAGCUUGGAUCUACGUCAUAUCACAGAACUGGACAAUGAAACUGUGAUGGAAAUAGUAAAGAGAUGCAAAAACCUUAAUUCUCUCAAUCUAUGUCUGAACUGGAUCAUUAAUGACAGAUGUGUGGAGGUAAUUGCCAGAGAAGGACGGAACCUGAAAGAACUGUAUUUAGUAUCCUGUAAGAUCACAGACUAUGCUCUGAUAGCCAUUGGGAGGUACAGCAUGACAAUAGAGACGGUGGAUGUUGGAUGGUGCAAAGACAUCACGGAUCGUGGAGCCACCCAGAUUGCUCAGCGCAGCAAAUCCCUCAGAUACUUGGGACUGAUGAGAUGUGAUCAGGUGAACGAGGCCACAGUGGAGCAGCUGGUACAGCAAUAUCCACAUAUAACCUUCAGUACUGUGCUGCAGGAUUGCAAGAGAACACUGGAGCGGGCUUAUCAAAUGGGCUGGACACCCAAUAUGUCUUCGGGCUCCUAA
This is a messenger RNA of Cinclus cinclus, 1845 nucleotides long. RefSeq names its product F-box and leucine rich repeat protein 17 (gene FBXL17). Gene Ontology annotation, biological process: SCF-dependent proteasomal ubiquitin-dependent protein catabolic process. Bases 1 to 1845 code for a protein of 614 amino acids. The record is from RefSeq and is a predicted model, not a curated record. Gene Ontology annotation, molecular function: protein binding. The transcript has 9 exons. Gene Ontology annotation, cellular component: SCF ubiquitin ligase complex. NCBI's taxonomy places the organism in Eukaryota, Metazoa, Chordata, Aves, Passeriformes, Cinclidae.